UCCGAUGUGCGGAUCCAAACCAAUGGCCUCGAAGAGAUACUAUAUUACUACGUACAUACCUAGUAGUAUAUAUGAAUUAACGUAAUUCGCCGUGAACGGAAAGGAGUGUAGUAUGAUUGAAAGGUGCGGAGGUGGUGGAUGGUAAUAUAGGUGAUAUCUUCCCCGAAUGACGCAAUCGACAGUGCAUGAAACUACACUCGGGCAUCCAACCUCUAGUGGACAAUAUAAUAUAUAGGUAAUGGAAGAUGCCUGUUAACUCAGGCCAAGCGUCAACAUAUAUCGACGAGUACAAUUUAACACCAUGUCUACUACCGUUACCUAUUUAGUUACGCCUCCCGCUGUGGCCCCCCCUGGGCAGCCAGAUAUUUCAUACGCACCAGACUUCACCAAAUACCAAGCUAGAAGGGACUGGCGUCUCAAGUCUGAUACGUUGCCAAAAGAGCUUCCGAAAGGACUGCCCCAGGAACUUACUGGGAAGUUGGUAUGGGAGGGAAGCACCCUUGCGAAAACAUACGACUGGACUUAUGUCUUAGCACCAACCCAGCUCGAUGAAAUAGAGCUCGCAGUCAAGCAUUUUAAGUCGCUCGGCUUGCCUAUCGGUUAUGUAAACCAGGAGACGUUCCCUUUACCAAAUCUUCACGAUGAGCUCCGGCGCCUGUCAGAUGAACUCCAUAAUGGCCAUGGGUUCUUCGUGAUUCGCGGCCUACGCGUCGAUGAACACACGCGGGAAGAGAACGUCAUCAUCUACGCGGGAUUAUCGUCGCACAUCGCUCCUCUUCGAGGCUGUCAAGAUAGAAGAUACGAUGGUAAACCUGCUGCAGUCACCUUAGCUCACAUCAAGGACUUGAGCGGCCCCGAGAGAAACGGCAUCAUCGGCAGCCCCGCAUAUACCACUGACAAGCAGGUAUUUCAUACAGACUCUGGCGAUAUAGUGGCUCUUUUUGCCCUGGAAACUGCCGCUGCAGGUGGUGCGAGUAAGCUCGCGAGUACAUGGAGGGUAUACAACGAGAUUGCUCGUACCCGUCCUGACCUCAUCCAUACAUUGACCGAGAACUGGGCUGUAGACAGCUAUGGGAAGUCGGACCCACAGUACACGUUAAGGCCAUUGAUGCAUUAUCUGCCCGCCACCGAUUCCUCUCCAGAACGCCUAGCCUUGCAGUAUGCCCGCAGGUCGUUCGUCGGGUUUGGCGCUCUACCUCGAAGCCCGAACAUCCCACCCAUCACUGAAGCCCAAGCUGAGGCUCUAGAUACACUGCACUUCCUCGGAGAAAAGUUUUGCGUCGAUACGUAUUUCCAGAAAGGGGAUAUCCAGUAUGUGAACAACCUGGCACUGUUCCAUGCGAGGGACGGUUUCACAAACGAGGGAGAGAAACAACGACAUCUUCUGAGGCUUUGGCUUCGUGAUCCGGGGAAUGCGUGGCAGACGCCGGAGGUGCUGAAGGAGAGAUGGGUUCAGCUUUAUGAUAACGUACCUCCUGAGUCACAGAUUCUGCCCCUUGAGCCAUACAUCCGAACCACGAGUAACGGGACAAAAUGAAGAGAAGG
Messenger RNA from Hypoxylon fragiforme, 1545 nucleotides. RefSeq names its product Clavaminate synthase-like protein. The coding region runs from base 302 to 1537 and encodes 411 amino acids. The transcript has 4 exons. Gene Ontology annotation, molecular function: oxidoreductase activity. The record is from RefSeq and is a predicted model, not a curated record. Lineage: Eukaryota; Fungi; Ascomycota; Sordariomycetes; Xylariales; Hypoxylaceae.